GAUGAGACACAGCAGUCCUUCUUCGAGUCGCUGUACCAUGCCCUGGAUGCAGACGCCAAUGAGAUUACAGAUGGUAUUUUCCUUGGAGCGGCCAAGGCGGCCUCCGACAAGGCGGCCAUGAAGAAACGAAAAAUCUCGCAUGUGUUGAUCGCGCAUCCCACGAUGCCUGAGAAGCACCCGCAGACAUUCAAGUAUGGCCGGGCACCGCUGGUCGACAUUCCAUCAUUCAACUUGUUGGAGCAGAUCCCAGAUGCACUGGCUUUCCUGAGAGAG
Messenger RNA from Symbiodinium pilosum, 273 nucleotides. NCBI's taxonomy places the organism in Eukaryota, Dinophyceae, Suessiales, Symbiodiniaceae. The record is from the annotation of a GenBank genome assembly.